Messenger RNA from Patiria miniata (bat star), 1697 nucleotides. Its product is annotated as ras-like GTP-binding protein RYL1. Bases 607 to 1251 code for a protein of 214 amino acids. NCBI's taxonomy places the organism in Eukaryota, Metazoa, Echinodermata, Asteroidea, Valvatida, Asterinidae. The record is from RefSeq and is a predicted model, not a curated record. Gene Ontology annotation, biological process: regulation of exocytosis; protein secretion. The transcript is spliced from 3 exons. Gene Ontology annotation, molecular function: GTPase activity; GTP binding.
UUUUUCCUCAUUCCUCUGCCCCUUUUUACUUUCCUUGAGUCCCUCUUUUCUCUUCAUGUUCCCUUUUUUUCCUGUAAUACUUUUUCCUUGUCCCUUUGUGCUAUUUCCGUUUUUGUCUUUUUCCUCCCCCUUUUCCCAUUUCUUUUUUUUCUGUUCCGUAUUUCUGUUUUCCCUAACCCCGUUUUCUCUUUAACUUUGCCCCUGUUUCCUCUUUCCUCUUCCAAAAAUCAUCAUCAAUAGUUUCUCUUUAUAUUUCGUGGCCUUGUCUCAGUCAACAGCGCCCUCUAUACACCAAAAACUUUUCCAGAAGUUGUUAAUGUUUCCCGACCCAAUAAAGUGUGGUACCCUACCCCAAGGUCGAUGUGUGACCUGAUUUUCGGGAGGGUACAUGGGGGCACCAGUCUCGGCGUACAGGUGCACGAAUUUGCGACUUUGCAAGGGGGUGGUACUGACGUAAUGCAAGAUUUCUUUAGUUUUUAAAGCGCUACAUUAUCGAAACAGUCUUAAAAGUAAACCUCACAAGUUGCUUAGCCUCUGCACCCGUUAUUAAAGGACUCAAGAUGUGAGUUUCAGGUUUGCUGUUUGAAAGAAACGAGACAUUUUAAGAUGAGUUUGUACCGGGACGAUGCGUUCGAACAGUUCGAUGCGGAACUGGACAUAAGUUACCACAUACGCGUUGCUAUGGUAGGGGAUGCAGGAACGGGAAAGACCAGCCUGCUGCUAAAAUACACGGACAAUAACGGAAGCAGGACUUCCCCGGAGCACACAGUGGAUGUCAGGACCAAAAUGUUGAUCAGGAACGGGCACAGGAUCAAGUUGGAAGUGCAGGACACAGCAGGUUUGGAACGGUAUCGGAGCCUGACCAGAUCACAUUACAACAACAUCACGGGUGCUCUGCUGGUAUUUGAUCUGACGAAUGAGGUCUCCUUUCAGCACCUAACAUACUGGCACGAGGAGCUAUACAAAAACGCUGACAAACUGGUACAAGCCAUUCUAGUCGGGACCCACUGUCAGAACAAGGAGAAUCGUGAAGUCGCAGAGGAAAGCAUCCGCAGGCUGGCCGAACACUUUGAGAUGCAGUACAUGGAGGUGAGUUCCCAGACGAACCAUAACGUGGAAUCCUGCUUCGAGACACUGGUGGACAAGAUUAUUGAGAAGCACGCGGAGAAGGUGAAUGUGCUGCCCUACGAGGGGAUUCAACUGAAGGAAGACCCAGAUAAAAAAUGGUCUUUCUCACAAUGCUGUAAAUAAUUAAAGUUUAAAUAAUUGCCAUGGUUCUUGUUGCCAUUGCAAAUGGUUGCUUAAGAGAAUUUAAAUUUAAAAGAAAAAUAUCAUGAGACAGUUUCCUCCAUGUCUCACUGACUAUCAGCCCAAGUCACCAAAUAAAAUUGUUAUUCUUAAGAGGCAUGGACAACAUAAGUUUGCUGAAAUUUUUAUAGUUUUCAAAAGAAUUGUUUUGUACCUUUAUAGAUAAAACAUAGACAUAAUUAAUGUAUAUAAAACCUGUGAGCUUAUCAUUGCUAUUUUCAUAAAGAGGUAUAUUCUAGUGUGUGGAAGAAAAUGGAAUUUGAUGGCAGUUUAACUCUGUCGACUUAAUUAACUUAAUUAGACAGGAUUAAAAUGAUUCACAUACAACAUAGCAUUAAUUCGGGCGAUUCACAAUGCAGUGCGCCACCAAGAGUUUGCCAUGGUGAGUU